GGGGGGAAGAUGCCGAAUAUGGCGGCGGCUGUCCUUCCUCGCGGAGGCGCUGGAGGAGAUGUUGAAGGGAUGCUGGCAGAAGGGGAACAAUCCGAAGUGUCACCGAAAGGAUCCAAAGAGCAAAGGAAGCUGAGGGUUCAAGAUGGAGGCAGCAGGCGAGAGGGGAGACGAAAGCAGAAGCCGGAGGGUGACUCUUGUAUGUCUCAGGGUGAUGAAAACCAAAUUCCCAGAGAGGAGAAAAAGCAUGAAUGUUUGGAGUGUGGAAAGAGCUUCAGUAACAGUAGCAGCCUUACCGUGCAUCAACGAACUCAUACAGGGGAGAGACCGUAUACAUGUUCAGAGUGUGGAAAGAGCUUCAGUCAGAGUAGCACCCUUAAGUCACAUCAAAGAUCUCAUACAGGGGAAAAACCGUAUACAUGUUCAGAGUGUGGAAGGAGCUUCAGUUGGAGUAGCAACCUUAAUUCGCAUCAACGAACUCAUACAGGGGAGAAACCGCAUACGUGUUUGGAGUGUGGAAUGAGCUUCGCUUACCGCAAUGCGCUUACUAGACAUCAACAAACUCAUCGAGGCAGCAAACCUUAUAAAUGCUGGGAAUGUGGCAAGAGCUUCAGUCGCAUUGACAACCUUUCCUCACAUGAAAGAGUUCAUAUAGGGGAGAAACGAUAUACAUGUUUGGAGUGUGGAAAGAGCUUCAGCCACAGUUCCAGCCUUACCUUGCAUCAAAGAUUGCACACGGGAGAGAAACCUUAUAAAUGUUUGGAGUGCGGGAAGAGCUUCUGUCAUGGUAGCCAACUCACGUCGCAUCAACGAACUCAUACAGGAGAGAAACCGUAUACAUGUUCGGAGUGUGGAAAAAGCUUCAGGAACAGGAGUCACCUUACAUUGCAUCAACAAACUCAUACAGGGGAGAAACCGUAUACAUGUUCGGAGUGUGGAAGGAGCUUCAGUCGCAGUAGCUCCCUUAAGUCGCAUCAACGAACUCAUACAGGAGAGAAACCGUAUACAUGUUCGGAGUGUGGAAGGAGCUUCAGGUGCAGUAGCUUCCUUACGUUGCAUGAACGAACUCAUACAAGAGAGAAACCAUAUACAUGUUCGGAGUGUGGAAGGAGCUUCAGUCGCAGUAGCUCCCUUAAGUCGCAUGAAAGAACUCAUACAGGAGAGAAACCGUAUACAUGUUCGGAGUGUGGAAAGAGCUUCAGCUACAGUUGCAGCCUUACCUUGCAUCAAAGAUUGCACACAGGAGAGAAACCGUAUAAAUGUUUGGAGUGUGGCAAGAGCUUCAGUUGUGGUAGCUUUCUUACAUUGCAUCAAAGAACUCAUACAGGAGAGAAACCAUAUACAUGUUCGGAGUGUGGAAGGAGCUUCAUUCAAAGUAGCUCCCUUAAGUCGCAUCAAAGAACUCAUACAGGGAGGAAAUCUUAGAAAUGUUUGGCCUAUAGAAAGAACUUAUGUGACAAGGACUCCCUUACUAAACUGAAAAGAACCUGUACAAGGGAAACAGAAAGGUUGGAGUGUGGGAAGAUAUUUAAUCAUAUCAAAUAACUCCUACAGAGAGUAAAACAAUGAUUGUGUUCAGAAUUAGAAUUUGCUUCCAUUAGAAUUUUUAUUCCUUUUAGUGGCUGUGUUGCAGAUUGUAUUUAUCACUUGUAUAUAGCGUUGCUUUAAUAUUUCUCCCAUCCCCAAAAUUUGUUAAUCUGGUGUGAAUUGAUCUGAUAUUUUUCAUAGACACAAAUGCAUUCACUGGUAUUCUGUUGACGUAUGAUGUAAAUGACGUAUCUUUGCAAUGAGCGUAUAGCCCCUCAGAUCGCAGCUCUAAUGAACAAAUGCUGUUGAAAAACAUAUACUGUAUAAUAAGCCUCAA
Podarcis muralis (Common wall lizard) is the source of this 1861-nucleotide messenger RNA. The record is from RefSeq and is a predicted model, not a curated record. Lineage: Eukaryota; Metazoa; Chordata; Lepidosauria; Squamata; Lacertidae.